Molecule: messenger RNA, 1745 nt
Organism: Gracilinanus agilis (Agile Gracile Mouse Opossum)
Lineage: Eukaryota; Metazoa; Chordata; Mammalia; Didelphimorphia; Didelphidae
Gene: CCDC61
Product: coiled-coil domain containing 61
Exons: 13
Coding region: 48-1562 (504 amino acids)
Cellular component (GO): centrosome
Source: RefSeq, a predicted model, not a curated record
UUCCUUGAUGCCCAGCCUCCUUUGCUCCUUUGCUAGGUCAGAUCAGCAUGGAUCAGCCAGCGGGGCUGCAGGUGGACUACACCUUCCGGGGAGUGGAGCAUGUGGUCCGUUUGGCUGUCACUGGGGAGGUUCUGGAGCUCGAGGUAGAGGACAGACUGACCACUGACCAGUGGCGUGGGGAGUUUGAUUCUGCUUUCAUUGAAGACCUGACCCACAAGACUGGCAACUUCAAACAGUUCAGCAUCUUCUGCAGCAUGCUGGAGUCGGCCCUCAUGCAGAGCAGCGAGUCAGUCACUCUGGACCUACUGACCUACACAGACCUCGAGGCCCUUCGGCACCGCAAGGUGGGGCCCCGGCCUGGGCCUUCAGCCCCACGCUCAGCUCAGCUCAACUCCAAGCGUUACCUCAUCCUGAUCUACUCAGUUGAGUUUGACAGAAUCCACUACCCACUGCCCCUGCCAUACCAGGGCAAGCCGGACCCCGUGGUUCUUCAGGGCAUCAUUCGGUCCCUGAAAGAGGAGCUGGCGGAGCUGCGGUCCCGGGGCGGCCGGGACGCUGAAAUCCGCCAUCUUCGGGAGCAGCUCACCCGGGCGGUAAGUGAGAAGAGAGAGCUGGAGGUCGCCCUGGACCGGGCCCGAGAAGAAGCAGGGGGCCGGGCCACGGCUCACCAGGAAGUGGCUGUGCUCAAAACCAUGGUGGCCAACCUGGAAGAAGAACUGAGACGGGAGCGGGGCCAGCAUCACCGGACGGCCGGGCGGCGGGGCCAGGAGUGCCGGCGCCUGACCCAAGAGUUGGAAGAGGUGAAGUCGUCAGAGCGGAGCCUCCGGGCCAGGCUGAAGUGCCUGUCCAGCGAGCUGGCCCUGUACAAGCGAGGGAGGAGGACCCCGUCUUCAGGACAGGUGUCCCAGCCCCGUAAGGAGCAGCGACGGGCCAUAUCUCAGGAGAGGAGCCUGUCCUGGGGCCGAGUGCCCCCCCGAUCCUCAUCCCAGGAGAGCAGCCGGGGUCGCAGGCCCUCCCGGCCCUCCCCAUCCCCGCCAGGCAUUCGGGCGCCCCGCUUCGACCCCACUGCCUUUGUAAAGGCCAAAGAGCGAAAGCAGAGGGAGCUCAAGUUGAAAAACCAGCAAAGGAACCGGCUGGGGACUGGGGAAGGCUCGGGGAGCUGGGGCCGCAGCCGGGCCCGUGGUGUGUGCCAGAUGUCUCGAGAGGAGAGAGCCCCCAGGAGCCGGACACGAAGCUCCUCAGUGGAGAGCUUUCGGAGCCGUCACUCAUCGCUCAGUUCAGCCAGUGAAUUUGAGGAUUUUUCCAACCCAAUUUCUCGAGGGCUUCGGAGGCAGCCCCGAGGUCGGAAGCCCUUGAGUCCCUCCUCCUGGAAUGGCUCUGCAGAGGUGCCCACGCUGGACAGUGGCCACAGAAGACGCCAGGCUAGCAGCACCCCUACCCCAAGGGGCCAGGCCUUUGGCAAAGAAAACACGUUUGAGGAGCCAUCAGCUGACCUGUCAGAGAUCGAUGCCCGCCUGCAGGCCCUACAAGAGUACAUGAACAGGCUGGAUACUAGGACGUGACCCCCCUCCAGGAGGGCCUGGGUUCCCUUCUGCCCCUUAGCCCCCCAGCUGGAGGCCAGAACUCCUGAGCCUGGGAGCGUGAGGCUGCGGAGGCCUCUGUGUGUGUCUGUCUGUCUGUCUGUGUUGAAGGGUGGAGGGUGGGCAACAGAGGAUGUAAAUAAAAGUUCCCUCGUUUUCCCUCCA